UGAUAACAUGACUUUCCAUGUCAUUUAAAUAAUUUUGAUAGAGAUUUAUUUUACAACGAAUAUUUUAUAUUAUAAAUAGGUAUUAUUUUAAUGAAGAAAUUGUGUUAAAUCCUACUGUCUCAAAACAUGUCCUUUCAGUAUGUGACUAUUUAUUAUGGACCGUGUGAUUCUUUUAAUACUGUUAUACAUAAACCGCAGAAAUUAAGAGGUUUAAGAGAUCACCUGCUGAAACUUGGAUACCGUGUAGAUUAUGUUCCUGUACAGUUUGUGAACUAUUGCAUGUUGGAAAUGUGCGGACAUGAGGUGUUUCGCUGCAACAUUCAAAAUCUAUCCUUCAAUACACCCUCUAACUUGGAUCCUGUUUGCCAACGGGCUAUCCAGGCAGUUGUGGAUUCCACAGCGAAGUUCCUCAGAGCUCGCCGCUAUCUUUGGUUCUGGAAAUUACUUGAAGACCAGAUAUUUAAGAGAGGCGAAUAUUUACCUAAGAACUACUGGCCUGCUGAAACCGAGAUAAAACCUUUCGCGAAUUGUUUGGAUUGUGUAAACUGUUGUGGUAUUUUGGCGAGAAGAAAAUAAGAGUAACGAGAAUUGAAGAUUCUUUUAUGUACUGCUACUGCUACUGCUA
Achroia grisella is the source of this 625-nucleotide messenger RNA. Its product is annotated as UPF0728 protein v1g117062-like. The record is from RefSeq and is a predicted model, not a curated record. NCBI's taxonomy places the organism in Eukaryota, Metazoa, Arthropoda, Insecta, Lepidoptera, Pyralidae. The transcript is spliced from 3 exons. Bases 127 to 576 code for a protein of 149 amino acids.